Liolophura sinensis is the source of this 1010-nucleotide messenger RNA. RefSeq lists its product as uncharacterized. The record is from RefSeq and is a predicted model, not a curated record. NCBI's taxonomy places the organism in Eukaryota, Metazoa, Mollusca, Polyplacophora, Chitonida, Chitonidae. The coding region runs from base 397 to 957 and encodes 186 amino acids. The transcript is spliced from 6 exons.
GCACUAUCUCUGGUCUAGACUUCUCAAAAUAAUCUGCCACUUCAACAAAGCCCUCAAGGACAGUCGACAGGUUGUCAUUUUCUGGAUCUAUCUUAAUCUCCAGGUUAAAAAGGCGAUUCAGAAAAAAACAGGCAUAUCAUCGGAGAUCAAAAUCGUUCUGCAGAAUCGCCUACUGGUUGUUAACAAACUUCCACAAGAUCUGCUGUUUUGGGUUGAAGUCGCAAAAUACACAGAAAUGGUGAACGGCAUAUGUAAACCUGGCACGUUUUUCAUUCUGACCAAGACGGAUGAGGAGAUUCUGAAAGUCAAAGCAUAAUCAGCUGUUUUCUCAACUCUGAUAUCCAGCCAAAGUUACAGGUGAAUGUGACCCAGGAAGUGGCGUCUAACGUGAUAGCAAUGCUGGUCACCCGUGGACCCACCCGCAGUAUGUUCCACGAAGCCAUCAUGUCCAUCUUUCCGAUAUUGUUCCAUUACUUCAAAAAUUGUUGCGAAGAAUAUGGAUUAAAGGAAGAUGACACGAACUUAGACGAAGUGCUAGAGAAAAUAAUGGCAGAGUUAGACGAAUUAAAAACACCCGAUUCGCAUGGGACGCCACACAGAGAAAAAGAAUUUCCCGACUACUUGAAAACCCAGCCGGCUGAUAUCCAGAGGAUAAUGGGCCCACGAGGUGACGAUCUCUUUCGGAUACAAUUCUCCAUCGCCAACGGUGUCCGAAUGAUCGUACCUAUGGAUCCCCGACACCGCACCACAACCUAUGAUGGCAGGCGGGGUACCAUGUUCAGCCCAUACAGCAGCAAGAAAACCGUCAAAGAGAAACCGUCCAAGGAAGUAAGCGGUGUUACGGCACGACCCAGGCAUGGCAGUGUGGGUGGAAACAGGAGUAGACCAUUCUCAAUGCGGGCUUGUCCCUUAACGGCAACAAGCAGCGUGGAGUCUUUCAACCCUCCUCAUCUAUAAGAGGUGCUCCACUUUCAGCACUGAACUUACGUCAUCGUUUGUUAUUUUUUUGG